This is a messenger RNA of Echinops telfairi (small Madagascar hedgehog), 577 nucleotides long. RefSeq names its product iron-sulfur cluster assembly enzyme (gene ISCU). The transcript is spliced from 4 exons. The coding region runs from base 114 to 398 and encodes 94 amino acids. The record is from RefSeq and is a predicted model, not a curated record. Gene Ontology annotation, molecular function: ferrous iron binding; 2 iron, 2 sulfur cluster binding. Lineage: Eukaryota; Metazoa; Chordata; Mammalia; Afrosoricida; Tenrecidae. Gene Ontology annotation, biological process: iron-sulfur cluster assembly; intracellular iron ion homeostasis. Gene Ontology annotation, cellular component: cytoplasm; mitochondrial matrix.
GCUCCUUUCAGGUUGUUGACCACUACGAGAAUCCCAGAAACGUGGGGUCCUUGGACAAGACAUCUAAAAAUGUUGGAACUGGCUUGGUGGGCGCUCCGGCCUGUGGGGAUGUCAUGAAGCUGCAGAUCCAGGUGGACGAGAAGGGAAAGAUCGUGGACGCCAGGUUUAAGACGUUCGGCUGCGGGUCGGCCAUCGCCUCCAGCUCGCUCGCCACCGAGUGGGUGAAGGGGAAAACGGUUGAAGAAGCCUUGACCAUCAAAAACACCGACAUCGCCAAGGAGCUGUGUCUGCCGCCCGUGAAACUGCACUGCUCCAUGCUGGCCGAGGACGCCAUCAAGGCCGCCCUGGCGGACUACAAGCUGAAACAAGAGCCCAGGCAAAGCCAGGCCGAGAAGUGAGCCCAGCCCCAGCAGCUGCCCGCCGCCCGCCCGCUGCCCUUGUCCAUCCCGCUGCGUUCAAAGAGCCUGCUCACGGGGCGCAAGGCCGAGUGAAAUACAGCUGGAAUAUUCCCGAAUCCCUGGUUUCUCUCCGCCCCUUUCAUGGCCUUCACUGAGCUCAACGUGUGAUUGGCACGGAA